GGACUCGCUUCAUAGUUAAAUUUCUCAUUUCGGAAUAAAUAGUCAAAACAAUGUCGACCUCCCGCACACUUGAUAAAAGUAAAUUAAUGCACAAAAAACUAAGUACCAAAUUAAUUUUAAUUUAUUUAAUUGUUUUUGGAAUUAAAUUUAAUUCUGCAUUUAAAAGUGAUAAUGAUAAAAAUGCCAAAUCAGUAACAUUUCAUUUUCCGGAAUAUGCCUACAAGGAAACAAGUAAAAAUGAACUUGCGUACCGGGAAUUCGAAUCCUCGUGUGAACAUUCGGUGGCUUGUGAGGAUUUGGAAGGAGUCGAUAAGGUAAAAUGUGCUCGAAAAUGUAUUUCACAUUCGUGUUAUCAGGAUAUUUAUGCAUUUGAUGAGCUAGAAGAAGGCGAAAUAGAUGUCCGGUUGAACUCCUUUAAGGGUUGUGUUAUUCAACGUUCCAGCAACUCACACCGCAUGUAGCAUAGGGAUAGCUUCUUGAAGAGGCUACAAAAUAUUGAAAUACUCAAUGAAAUUCAAUUGAAAUUAAAUAGUUUAUUUCAAAAAUAACCCAAAGAAGUGAAAUAAGGGAAAAUAUAGGGAUUCUGGAAUAACGACUUUUGUUAAAAUAAGAUCCCCAUGAUUUUAUUUGUUUAUUAAAUAUUCAAUAAAAUAAAGAAUAGAACACACUAAAAUGUUAUCCUCAAUCGCACAACAGUUAAGAGGAAUUUUUCCUAGAAGAAUUUUUAAACAUAUUAAAAUUUUGUGCAAUCUUAUACAUAUUUAAUUAUUUUAAAUAAAACUUAGAUACAAUAUUUUACGGAAAUAAUACAUUUUUGGUUAUAAUAUUAUAAAAAUAAAUUUUCUCUCAAGUUGAA
This is a messenger RNA of Eupeodes corollae, 856 nucleotides long. RefSeq lists its product as uncharacterized. The record is from RefSeq and is a predicted model, not a curated record. The transcript is spliced from 3 exons. Lineage: Eukaryota; Metazoa; Arthropoda; Insecta; Diptera; Syrphidae. The coding region runs from base 51 to 461 and encodes 136 amino acids.